This is a messenger RNA of Anthonomus grandis grandis, 1665 nucleotides long. Its product is annotated as lactosylceramide 1,3-N-acetyl-beta-D-glucosaminyltransferase-like. Gene Ontology annotation, molecular function: hexosyltransferase activity. Gene Ontology annotation, cellular component: membrane. Bases 336 to 1298 code for a protein of 320 amino acids. The record is from RefSeq and is a predicted model, not a curated record. Lineage: Eukaryota; Metazoa; Arthropoda; Insecta; Coleoptera; Curculionidae. The transcript has a single exon.
AAUGCGCAAAAUUAACUAUAUACCUAAAAAGUUUCUUUAUUAAAACAUGAUAAGAUAUUUAUAUGCAUAAAUAAAAAUAUACAACAAUGUAAUAAAAUAAACCCUCGUUUGAAGCUAAAGAGGUUCGGACAUUUGUUUGAAGUAGAGUUUUUCGUUUUCUUCAUCUAAUGUUGGUCACCCUGUACCUUAAUCAUGGAUUAGGCAUAUUAGAAAACUUAAAGCUGCGACAAUUUCUCUAGAUAAAAAUAAUCUAAAGUGACUAACUAAAUUGUUAUCAAUCUUACUGUAAUAAAAAAACUAAAACACCUAAUUCUGAUCUAAAAUCAGGGCGUAUCAUGAAAAGACGCGUGAAAUUCCAUAUUUUGCUAAUAAUUUGUCUACUCUUACUGUUCUUAUUUUUUUUAAAACAAAAUAUUAAUUUAGUUAUAACAGAUAAAAAUCAGCAAUUGGUGGAUCUAAAUAAUUUUCAAUAUGUGAUUAAAAAAGAUCGUUUAUGUGACAAUUCUGAUCCCUUAUUGUUAUUGGUAAUAAUAUCUUCAGCUGCAGGAAACGUCGAGAAAAGAGAUACGAUUAGGCAAACCUGGGGGCAAAAGCGAGACAACAUUAGGUUAGUUUUUAAUUUAGGCCUUAGUGAUCAAAAUACCAAUGCCGCCAUUAAAAUAGAAGAUUCCCAACAUCAGGACAUCAUCCAAGGAAACUUCAUGGACAGUUACAAAAAUAUGACGUACAAAAGCACUUUAGCGGUUAAAUAUGCGGCCGAAUGCUGUCCUUCUGCCAAAUUCGUCCUGAAAUGCGACGAUGAUGUUUUCGUCAAUACACCGUUAUUAUUGAACUUUUUGAAAUAUGAUAUAAUCCCUUUCAAUGUGACUAAUUCGAUUUUUUGCAAUGUAAACGGCAUAAUGCCGGUAAUAAGGGAUGCUGAAGGCCGUUAUGGUAAAUGGUACGUUUCAUACGAACAAUAUCCAGAGCAGUUUUACCCGGAAUAUUGUUCUGGAAUGUUCGCAAUAAUGACAUCGGAUGUGGCCCUAAAUCUCUACCGAAAUGCACAAAAAACUACAUUUUUUUGGAUCGAGGACGUGUUUCUUACAGGAAUCGUGGCCAAAAAAAUUUGGGGCUUAAGAUUUGUAAAUAUCAUAAAUUUUACGUUAGUAAAGACUGAUGUGAUGUCGAUUGGAACGAGCGAUUUGACAUUCUUGUUUGGAGGUGUCGAUAUGAGCAAUUGGCAAAUUAAUUUUUUGUGGGAAUAUGUCAGUUCUAGGUCGGUGAAAAGGAGUGUUUUCAAUAUUUUAAUUACAUGAGUCUUGGUAUAUGGUGCGUUCAAACUGUUAGAAAAAGAAAGAGCUGUUAAAUGUAUUCGCAUAAAUGCCGUUUAAGUUGAAGUUUUGUUUGACAUUUGUCUUUUGUAUAUUUUGAUUAAUGCUGUUUUUGUGUAUUUUUAUUAAUUCUGUAGUUAUUAUUAAAAUCAAUUUAAGUUAGUGGGACUUUUUUAUAAAGUGAUUUUUUUUGAAAAGUGGUGGAAGAAACAUGUUUAAGUAUUUUUAUCGUAAUUUUUUUUCUAGAAUCCCUGGAAGUCACUCUUAGUUCAUCCAAGAUUUAUUCAAAAUAACAUUUUGGCCAUGAUUUUUCUCAUAUUAUUCUGGUAAAACAAUUAUGAUUUAUGCCAUG